This is a messenger RNA of Malaclemys terrapin pileata, 1481 nucleotides long. It is a transcript of the gene ECI2, whose product is annotated as enoyl-CoA delta isomerase 2. Gene Ontology annotation, molecular function: fatty-acyl-CoA binding. Lineage: Eukaryota; Metazoa; Chordata; Testudines; Emydidae. The transcript has 10 exons. The record is from RefSeq and is a predicted model, not a curated record. The coding region runs from base 96 to 1295 and encodes 399 amino acids.
CGGCAGCCGCGCUGACGAGCCGGAGCUCGCUUAGCUGUGGCGCCUGCGUCCAGCCCCGCGCAGUUAGGAGCCGCCUCUCAGCACCCGGCUUCUGCAUGGCCGCUGCUGCCGCCUUCUGCUUGGCCCAGAGCCUGCGGCAGCGCCCGGUCGCGGGGGCGAGUAGGAUAGUGCAUGCUGUCUGUUUUCCUGUAAUUCAGCUGCAUACGACUGGAGCUACCAUGCGAGUCAGUCAGGAGGUUUUUGAAAAGGCUAAAGAUCAGCUGAAGCUUUUGAAGGAGGACCCUGGUAAUGAAGUAAAGUUGAAGCUCUACGCAUUGUUUAAACAGGCUACCGAGGGUCCCUGCAGUUCUCCGAAGCCUGGUAUGCUUGACUUUGUCAAGAAGGCCAAAUGGGAUGCAUGGAGUUCACUUGGCAGUUUGUCUAAGGACAAUGCCAGACAGAAAUAUGUUGACCUUGUGUCAAGUUUGGUCUCUUCUGAGUCUUCUAGCCAGGUGAAAGAUACUACUCCUGACAGCAAACAUGGAUAUGAAACCCUACAGGUUACCACCACAGACAACAUCACUAAGAUAAUGCUAAACCGCCCUGAGAAGAAAAAUGCUAUCACCACACAGAUGUAUAGAGAAAUUAUUCAAGCACUUGAAGAAGCUGCCAAAGAUGACUCAGUCAUAACUGUAAUAACAGGAAAUGGGGAUUAUUACUGUAGUGGAAAUGAUCUGAAUAACUUUACCAAUAUACCAGCCGGUGGAAUAGAGAAGAUGGCAAAAGAUGGUGCCGUAUUACUCGAGAACUUUGUCAAGCAUUUUAUUGAUUUCCCUAAGCCAUUGAUUGCAGUGGUGAAUGGUCCAGCUGUUGGAAUCUCUGUAACUCUUCUUGGACUCUUUGACAUUGUGUAUGCUACCGACAGGGCCACGUUUCACACCCCAUUUAGUGAACUCGGCCAGAGUCCAGAAGGAUGUUCUUCUUACAUGUUUCCAAAGAUAAUGGGCUUAUCCAAGGCAAACGAGAUGCUGCUUUUUAACAAGAAGUUGACUGCAGGGGAAGCAUAUGCCCAGGGACUUGUGACUGAGGUUUUCCCUGACUGGACUUUUGAAAAGGAAGUUUGGAUAAGACUUAAAGCUUAUGCAAAUCUCCCCAAAAAUUCCUUGGCUCUGUCAAAGCAGUUAAUACGAGGUGUGGAAAAGGAGAAGCUGCAUGCAGUUAACUGUCAAGAGUGUGAACUCCUCAGGGAAAGGUGGUUAUCUGACGAAUGCAUGAAUGCUAUUAUGAGCUUCUUUGGGAAGAAAUCAAAACUGUAAUUUUUAUUGUUGGUGAAGAUCAAACUCCUGAAGCUCAUCUGUUUAUCCUCAUUGAAAGGAUUUUAAUAAGUGAAUACUCAUUUGGGGGGGUAAAUCCUAGUUGUGCCUUUUAUUGAUGUUGAUUAUUACUGUAUUAAUUAUUGUACAGAAACAAUUUUUAAUAAAAAUGUUAACUUGUAAGUUUUA